Molecule: messenger RNA, 4769 nt
Organism: Lactuca virosa
Lineage: Eukaryota; Viridiplantae; Streptophyta; Magnoliopsida; Asterales; Asteraceae
Source: the annotation of a GenBank genome assembly
UGGCUCGGUUAACUUCAAGCUUCGACUCGCUGAUCGCGCGCUUCUUCACGUCACACGUGAAAAGCAACUAUAAACAAAACUGAUCUUUUUUUUUGCUUCGCCACUCUGAUACUAAGAAGAAGAUCUGCAAGCGAAAAAUCUGAGCUCAAGAUUUCGAUCGAUCGAAUUAGCCACACAGACAUAUGUGCGAAUAGAGAAAGAGAGAGGGAGGGAGAAACAGAGGAAGGGGGAUGGCUUUCAUGGCGGUUUUGGAGUCAGAUCUACGGGCCCUCUCCGCCGAAGCACGCCGUAGGUACCCCGCCAUCAAAGACGGAGCAGAGCACGCAAUCUUGAAGCUCCGCUCAUUGUCAAGUUCUAGUGAAAUUGCACAACAUGAUGAUAUUUUGAGGAUAUUUUUGAUGGCAUGUGAAGUUAAGACAGUUAAACUGAGUGUCAUUGGUUUAUCCUGCUUACAAAAGCUCAUAGCACAUGAUGCUGUAGCCCCAUCAGCUUUGAAUGAGAUUCUUGCCACCUUAAAAGAUCAUGGUGAGAUGGCAGAUGAAGGUGUUCAACUGAAGACCCUUCAAACAGUACUCAUAAUUUUUCAAUCCCGUUUACAACCUGAUAGUGAGGAGCACACUGCCCAAGCUCUUGGUAUUUGUCUCCAUCUUCUUGAGAACAACAAAUCUUCAGAUAGUGUACGAAAUACUGCAGCAGCUACUUUCAGACAAGCAGUGGCAUUAAUUUUUGAUCAUGUUGUGUCUUCUGAGUCACUUCCAGCUAGCAAGUUUGUUCAUGGAGGAUACAUGUCACGAAGUUCUUCAGUUUCUUCUGACAUUAAUCAUAGUAUAAACAACUCAAGGUCAAUGGAAGGCUUGAUGUAUUUAGAAAAGGCAAAGAUGAGAGAUACAUCAACCAAAGCUGGAAAACUUGGGCUACGAUUGCUCGAGGACCUGACAGCUCUUGCUGCAGGUGGAUCUGCCAUUUGGUUACAUGUUGGUUCCAUUCAGCGGACUUUUGCACUUGAUAUACUUGAGUUUAUUUUAUCUAAUUAUGUGGCUGUGUUUAGAGCUCUGCUUCCUUAUGAGCAGGUCUUACGUCACCAAAUAUGUUCACUUCUAAUGACAUCACUUCGUACUAAUUCUGAGAUUGAAGGAGAAACUGGAGAGCCUUAUUUUCGUCGCCUUGUCUUGCGAUCUGUAGCUCAUAUAAUUAGGCAUUAUAGUUCAUCCCUCAUCACUGAAUCUGAGGUGUUUCUCAGCAUGUUAGUGAGGGCUACAUCACUUGAUUUGCCAUUGUGGCAUCGUAUUCUUGUACUUGAAAUCUUGAGGGGUUUCUGUGUAGAAGCACAUACUCUGAGAAUUCUAUUUCAGAAUUUUGACAUGAACCCAAAGAACACAAAUGUAGUUGAGGGUAUGAUAAAAGCUCUUGCUCGAGUGGUUUCAAGUGUGCAGUUUCAGGAGACGAGCGAGGAGAGCUUGGCAGCUGUUGCGGGAAUGUUUACUAGUAAAGCUAAAGGAGUUGAAUGGAGUUUAGAUAAUGAUGCAUCCAAUGCUGCUGUUUUGGUUGCAAGUGAAGCCCAUGCAGUAACUUUAGCCAUUGAAGGCCUACUUGGAGUUGUUUUCACAGUGGCUACCUUGACAGAUGAGGCAGUGGAUGUUGGUGAGCUUGAAUCCCCAAGAUGUGAGUCAGAUCCACCUGCAAAGCUUAUUGGAAAAACUGCAGUUCUAUGUACAACCAUGGUUGAUUCAGUGUGGUUGACUGUCCUUGAUGCACUAUCCUUGAUUUUAUCCAAAACACAGGGUGAGGCUAUAGUGUUAGAGAUAUUGAAGGGUUAUCAAGCGUUUACACAGGCAUGUGGUGUUCUUCGAGCUGUGGAACCUUUAAAUUCAUUUCUUGCAUCACUUUGCAAAUUCACCAUAAGUUCAUCAAAUGAAUCUGAAAGGAGAAGCCGAAGUUUACAAUCUGUGGGAUCAAAGCGGAUAGAAGUAGUGGUAGAUCAAAGGGAUGUUGUUAUUCUUACACUUAAGAAUGUUCAGGCCCUCAGGACUCUCUUCAACAUAACUCAUCGGUUAUACAAUGUUCUAGGACCUUCGUGGGUGUUGGUUUUGGAGACUCUAGCAGCACUUGAUCGAGUAAUUCAUUCUCCACAUGCAACAACCCAGGAUGCAUCUGCAGCUGUCUCAAAGCUUCCUAGAGAAACAUCUGGCCAGUAUAGUGAAUUCAGUAUUCUCUCAUCUUUAAAUUCUCAGUUGUUUGAGAGCUCUGGAUUGAUGCAUAUAUCUGCAGUUAAAUCACUUCUUUCUGCACUCCGCCAGCUGUCACAUCAAUCAAUGGCUGGAACAUUAAGUGGUAUUUCACAAACAUCAAGUCAGAAAACAGGAAGCAUUAGUUUUGCAGUUGAGAGAAUGAUAUCCAUUCUAGUCAAUAAUAUUCACAGGAUUCAGCCACUGUGGGAAGAAGUUGUUGGGCAUUUUGUUGAGCUUGCUAAUAGCCCUAAUCACCACUUGCGAACUAUGGCGCUUAAUGCUUUGGACCAAUCAAUUUCUGCAGUUUUAGGUUCAGAUCAGUUUGAGGAACAUGCAUUGUCAAGACACCUUGGUAGCAAAACAGAAAUGAAGGCACUUGAAAUCUCUGUGAUAUCUCCACUUCAUGUCCUCUAUGGUUCGUGUCAGAGCAGUGAUGUUCAGGCUGGAUCCUUAAAAAUCCUUCUGCAUGUUUUAGAGAGGCAUGGUGAUAAGCUGUGUUAUAGCUGGCCAAAUAUUCUUGAAAUGCUAAGAUCAGUUGCUGGAUCAUCUGAAAAGGAUCUUGUCACACUCGGAUUCCAGAGCCUACGUGUCAUCAUGAAUGAUGGGCUUUCAACUGUACCUCCAGAAUUUCUCCACGUAUGUUUAGAUGUUACUGGUGCAUAUAGUGCUCAGAAGACUGAAUUGAACAUCAGUUUAACAGCAAUUGGACUACUGUGGACUUCAACUGAUUUUAUAGCAAAAGGUCUUUUAGAGGUUCCUACAGAGGAUAGGGAAAGAGAAAUGUUAGAGAACAAGAAUGGUGAAAAGAUAGAACAGAGUCUGAAUAUUGUUAAAAAAGUUAACCAACAUGAUCCUUCAGUAACUGUAGCUGAACAUGAAAAAUUGCUGUUUUCUGUUUUUUCGUUACUCCAAAAACUGGGAGCUGAUGACAGGCCUGAGGUUAGGAACUCAGCUGUGAGAACACUUUUCCAAACCCUUGGGAGCCAUGGGCAAAAGCUUUCAAAAAGCAUGUGGGAAGAUUGUUUAUGGAAUUAUGUUUUCACCACUUUGGAUCGUGCUUCUCACAUGGCUGCAACAUCUUCCAAAGACGAAUGGCAGGGGAAAGAACUCGGUGUCCGUGGUGGAAAAGCAGUUCAUAUGCUCAUACAUCAUAGUCGCAACACUGCUCAAAAACAAUGGGAUGAAACACUUGUGCUUGUGUUUGGUGGAAUUGCUCGUAUCCUGCGUACUUUCUUUCCACUAUUAAUGAGUUUAACCAAUUUUUGGUCAGGAUGGGAGUCUUUGCUCUGUUCUGUGAAGAACAGCAUUGCAAAUGGCAGUAAAGAGGUUGCCCUUGCUGCAGUAGGGUGUUUGCAGUCAACAGUCCUCUCUCAUUCCCCCAAGGGAAAUCUGCCAAUGCAAUAUCUCAAAUCUGUUCUUGAUGUUUAUGAUAUUGUUCUCCGCAAUCCAACUGCAUGUGGUGACAUGGCAGCUAACAAGGUGAAGCAGGAGAUAAUACACGGGCUAGGAGAAGUGUAUGCACAUGCACAAGGGAUGUUUGACAGCAGCAUGUAUGGGCAAUUGCUUUCCAUCAUUAACUCUGCAAUCAAAGAAGCAAAGAUCACUCAAAACAACUUUGAAGCUGAAUUUGGACACAUACCACCAGUACAGCGUGUAGUAUUGGACAUCAUUCCACAAUUAAGUCCACCUGAACACCUUCCAUCAUUGUGGGCUGUCUUCUUCCAGAAGCUCUUGCAAUAUCUUCCAAAUUCUGAUUCUUCAGAAGGAGAUGCUGCAAAUCGUGUUGAAUCAAGGGGCUCCAUUUUCGAUGGUAGGAAGAUGAGUGAUGUGACUAAUGGAACCACUUUUAGUGAAAAAAUUCAAGUAUCUUCAUCUUCAAGCUUUGAUUCAAAAAAAGCUCCUGCACUCACCAUCUCAAGUGAUUUAUUUGCUGAAAAGCUUGUUCCUGUGUUGGUAGAUUUGUUCUUACAGGCUCCAGUAGCUGAAAAGGCUGUUACUUUUCCUUACAUUAUUCAAGCUCUUGGAAGGUGCAUGAUAACAAGAAGAGAAAACCCUGAUGGUGGACUUUGGGGACUAGCUGUCAAAAGCUUCAACCAAUUACUCGUUGAUGACAUCAGCAAAUUAUCACAAGACAUCAGCAGCAUCAACAGUAACAGUAACAAGCCUGCAAGAAUUCGGCUUUGGAAAGAAGUUGCUGAUGUGUAUGAGAUAUUCCUUGUAGGGUAUUGUGGACGUGCUCUUCCUUCCAGCUCACUUGCUGCAAUAUCAAAGGAGGAUGAUGAAUCCCUUGAAAUGGAACUUUUAGAUGUUUUGGGAGACAAAAUUCUCAUGUCAGACAUCGAUGCUUCUCCUGAUAUCUUGGAACGGUUGAUAAUUACCCUUGACCGAUGUGCUUCUCGUACAUGUUCUUUGCCUGUUGAGACAGUUGAACUUGUGCCUCCUCACUGUAGCAGAUUCUCUCUCACUUGCUUACAUAAGUUGUUUUCCUUGAGCAGGUAUUUGAUAUUUAUGACUUCCAACCUUUCAUCUCUUGUCGAUUAG